AGUUCGCAGAAAACAGACGUGUCAGCAGAGACCAGGCCCCCCCCCACGUCCCGCAGCAUCCAGCCGAGCAGGACAGAGCCAGGACCGACCCCCCCUGACGGUGGACUAUGGGGGGAUACGCUGCGGCCCCCGCUGACCUGGAGCUCGGCAUCCAGGAGACGGUGCAGGCUCUGGGGGAGAAGAGGUCGCCCGCCGGGUGGAUGUGGAAGGUGCUGGGCGCCGUGCUGGCAGCGGCGCUGUGCCUGGGAGGACUGCAGCUCUGGGCUCUGUACUGGGCCCCCCGGCCCCAGACCACGGCUCAGGCGGAGGAGCGGAAGGCCCCCACCCUCGGGGACCCUGCCGGAUCCACAGACCCCCACCACAUGCUGAAGCAGUUCAGCAGCAACGCCAAGGCGGCCAUCCACCUCGUAGGCACGUACGACGAGGACGAGAGCGCCCAGCUGGAGUGGAGCGCCAGCCAGGGCCAGGGCUUCACUUACGGCAGCUUCCAGCUGCGGCAGAACCGGAUCGUGGUGCCGCGCGGCGGCCUGUACUUCGUCUACAGCCAGGCGUCGUUCAGGGUGACCUGCGGCGGCGAGGCGGGGGCCGGGGGCCCCCCCGUGCCCCCCAGCCACCGGAUCUGGCGCCUCUCCGACUCCAUCGGGAGUAAAGUGUCCCUGCUGAGCGCGGUGCGGUCGGUGUGCCAGCCCGGGGGGGCGGCGGGGGACGGCGAGCUGGGCUGGUACAACACCAUCUACCUGGGCGCCGUCUUCCAGCUCAACCGGGGGGACGAGCUGUGGACGGAGACCAACCUGCUGCCCGAGCUGGAGACCGACGAGGGCAAGACCUUCUUCGGGGUAUUUGCGCUCUGAUAAGGACCCCCCCUCCCCAAAGCCGCCAGAUGUUCUGGUCUUAUCCAUCCGAAUGGUGAUGUAGUGACGAUUAAAUCUCCAUGGAGAUGAACCCGCAGCCGCCGCCGCCGCGCUGACUCUGAUAACUUUAUAAACUGUAACAGUUUGCAUCAUAUCGUUAAUUUGAGGCACUUUUCUUUUUUACUCUGUGUAUUUAUGUGAACCUGAGACCCCCCCCAAUCGUUUCUUACUUCCUGUAAUUAUUUAUUUGUAUUUAUUUGUAUUUAAAUCACUGGGACGAGGUGUGCCUGCGCACAUUGUUAUUGAAAUAAACUAGAA
This is a messenger RNA of Cololabis saira (Pacific saury), 1169 nucleotides long. Its product is annotated as tumor necrosis factor-like. Gene Ontology annotation, cellular component: membrane. Gene Ontology annotation, molecular function: tumor necrosis factor receptor binding. NCBI's taxonomy places the organism in Eukaryota, Metazoa, Chordata, Actinopteri, Beloniformes, Belonidae. The transcript has 4 exons. The record is from RefSeq and is a predicted model, not a curated record. Bases 108 to 851 code for a protein of 247 amino acids. Gene Ontology annotation, biological process: immune response.